CACUAACCCAACAGGAACAGUCACAAUGGGUAAGCACCGUCCGAUCUCCUACUCGACCGCGCACGCGCACCGAGUUUUGAAUGGGUGAAAGAGGAGGGAAAUAUGCAAAGACCUGAGCAGAAUUGCAAUGCGCCAUGCGCACCGGGCCAAAUGCUUCCUCUCAUCAGCAUCUGCAGUGACACAGGCGCUCAAUGCGCUCUCACGCUAUGUCAGAUUAGUGGAAGCCAGUGGACAGCACGAGCUACGAUGGUCGAGACGCAUUGGACACACCUACAUUUUUCUGCUGUCAGACAGCGCUGAUAUUGUUACCCAACAGUUCAGUCUGCAAGCGCCGGCUACAAGGGCCUGGAGGAGUACCAGGUCAUUGGCCGCCAUCUCCCCAGCGAUGCCAACCCAACGCCAAAGCUCUACCGCAUGCGUAUCUUUGCGCCAAACGAGGUCGUCGCCAAGUCCCGUUUCUGGUACUUCCUUGCAAAGCUUCGCAAGAUCAAGAAGGCGAACGGUGAGAUCGUCAGCUUGAACAAGAUCCACGAGAAGCACCCUCUGAAGGUCAAGAACUUCGGUAUCUGGAUCCGCUACGACUCGCGUUCCGGCACACACAACAUGUACAAGGAGUACCGUGAGAUGUCUCGUGUCGACGCUGUCAAGUCGCUCUACCAGGACAUGGCUUCCCGCCACCGUGCCCGCUUCAGGACCAUCCACAUCCUCAAGGUCGUUGAGGUUGAGAAGACCGACGACAUCCGCCGCCCAUACAUUAAGCAGCUCACCACCAAGAACCUCAAGUUCCCACUUCCUCACCGCGCACCACCGAAGCGUGGCAAGAAGGUCUUCGCUGCCACUCGCCCAAACACUUUCUACUAGGCGUUUCGCGGAUAUUGUGCAUUUGCUGGGACAGACUGCGACUGCCUGGUUGGGCGGUCUUGUGGCGUUGCUACGCAGGAGUAGCUAGCGUAUGAUCAAAAAUAUGAGGCUUACCGCCCAAUGCACGAACAUUGAUGACUUCCAACUUUGUCCACUGCCA
Cercospora beticola is the source of this 1021-nucleotide messenger RNA. The record is from RefSeq and is a predicted model, not a curated record. NCBI's taxonomy places the organism in Eukaryota, Fungi, Ascomycota, Dothideomycetes, Mycosphaerellales, Mycosphaerellaceae.